Molecule: messenger RNA, 564 nt
Organism: Blepharisma stoltei
Lineage: Eukaryota; Ciliophora; Heterotrichea; Heterotrichida; Blepharismidae
Source: the annotation of a GenBank genome assembly
AUGAAUUACAAGUUUGCUGUUAUAGCUCUCUGUAUCUCUCUGUCAAUUGCAGGUAAAGCUGACUUUCCAUAUGGUCUUCAAUUAGAAUGGAACAUCGAAGGUGAUUCUAUAACUUUUAACUUCAUUGUCCCUAACAUACAAAUAGGUCCUUUCGGCUGGGCAGGAAUUGGUUUUAAAACACUCGAAGCAGGACGAACCAUGGCAAAUGGUGACUUUGUAGCUGCUAUAUUUGAUUCAGGGAAAAUCGAAGAUAGGUUUGGAAACCCAAGAAACUCAAAUCCUCCACUUGACGAAGAAAAAGGAGGAAUGGACGAUCUUCAAGAUAAAAUGAAAGAUGUUCAGGACAAUUACACAGUUUUCAGCUGGACAAGAUGGCUUGAUACUAAAGAUGCAAAAGAUUCACCAUUAGUAGAAGGGAAGGAAUAUUAUUUAUUGUGGGCUGUUGGGAAGAACGAAGGAGAAUUUAUUAAACACCAUGAUGACGCUGGAGCUAUCCAAAUUGUAUUAUCCAAUGAUUUCUCUACAACUGAAGAAGCACAUGCAAGCUUCAUUAAUAUUAAUUAA